This is a messenger RNA of Myxocyprinus asiaticus (Chinese sucker), 3967 nucleotides long. Its product is annotated as mitotic interactor and substrate of PLK1-like. The record is from RefSeq and is a predicted model, not a curated record. Bases 255 to 3035 code for a protein of 926 amino acids. The transcript is spliced from 6 exons. NCBI's taxonomy places the organism in Eukaryota, Metazoa, Chordata, Actinopteri, Cypriniformes, Catostomidae.
ACUUAGUGUCAGGUCUGGCUGAUAUGGGCUGAAUCAGGCUGUCACCUGCUGCAGUACUGAUGAGGUGGGCUGGGCCCAACUUUCACUGUACAUUUCAUCGCUUUUAGAUACAAUCCAAUCCUCUCUCCUUGCAUGCGGGUUCUGAGGAUGAGAUUGGAUAGAACUGAUUGCUUGCUAAUGUCGUCCUGUGAAACUCAAACAAACAGGCAAGCAGUCCUGCAGCAUUAACCAGCUCAGACGCACACAGUGCAAGCAUGUUCAGGUACACUCCUCCAUGGCAGGUGCUGUGCAACAGCAUGGAUCAUGAUUUUAAGAGGCAGGAGCACACUGUGAUCUAUUUCCAUCAUUCUCUGAGACCUCCAGUCCCCAGGCCUGCCCAGAACCAUUCAUCACCCAGAGUCCCAAUGACCAGCAAGCAAAAGCGCUGGGUGAUAAAGCCCUUCUCCCCUAAGCUAGAGCAGUCAGAUUUGCGCUCCAUACUGAGCCCUACUGGCCAACCAAAAUCACCAGAGGACACAUGGAGCAGCAGUCGAGACAGUGACUCUCUCAGUUUCAGGUUCGACAGUAUAUCAGUAACAGGUAUGCAGCCCACUGUUAUGGUCUCAUCAGGGAGUGGUGAAAGCACUCCAGAUGUGGUGGUUCAGGCCCGGCAGGUAGCAGUGUCUGAGGAUGGAAGUGAAAAUGAGGACUGGAGGCCCAGCAGCCCCAGCAAUCUCAGUAGCCCUGGAACCCCAAGCAGCACAGGCUCUCAUGUUGGGUUCUAUUCCUUUGUAGAUGACCCAACCAGCCCAGAGGCAGGGAUGAAUGAGGCCUACAUGGUAUCUCCUGAGAGACUGGCCAAACUGAACACCUUGAAGGAGAAAAAUUCCUUUAAGCUGCAAACGUACGCAGAGGAAACAAGACCUGGAAGACUGUUUCAAGAAGCUAAUGGAGAUGCCCCUUACAUAGUUGAAGAUGCCUUCACAGUGCAUAAAGUUGAGGAGGAAAAUCCAGACAGAAUGGAGAUAAUUCGGAGUCAGGCUCCAAGGAAAAACCCUGCCCUCAAAGAACAGUGGAGUGCCUUAGAAAAUCUGGACCUUAGUUACACUCCCCAAAGACUCAUGGAUGGGUUUAGUCUAUGUUACAAUCCUGCAAGUUCAAAUGCUCAACAGGUCAGUGCUGAGCCUGGUGCCAUAGACAAUGAGCAAAUUGACUUUAAAGCUGCACGUAAGCAGUUUCUAAUGAUGGAACAGUCAAAGCAGAACCCCUUCCUACAGAGUCCACAGCCGCUCCCUUACUCCCCCAAACUGAGAGGAAGAACUCUAUCCCCAAUGGCCAGCAUCUUCACACCCAAACAACUAAGUAAAGAGGACAGCCCUAGGGAGAAUCAAAUCCCACUGAGAACACAACAAGAGGCAGAAAAACCAACUGUAAUUAUGACUGAGUAUCCAGAAGAUGGAGUUCAGAGUGGUGCCAUAGAUGAUGCUGACACUGGCCUUGGUGACCGAAAUGGAGGUUACGCCAGUGAUGGGAGCAUUUCAAAUGAUCCGACCAUUUCAGAUAUGGGAAGUAGCUUGUCAGUGCCUAAUGCAGGGGAGACUCCCAUUGAAAGGGAAAUCAGAAUUGCACAAGAACGAGAAGAAAGCCUACGACGAUUAAGGGGUAUCUUGCACAAAGAUCAUUCUGAGAUAGUGGAGAUCAAGACCAAGCCAAUUCUGUCACAGUCAUCUCCACAGUUGAAGCCUCCAAAAACCAAAGAAACAAACAGGGUGAGUUUCCUCAUUCAGAGAGAGCUUGACCUUGAGAAACGACGACAGAGCCAAAAGGUUUCAAGCCUUCAUAACCAAGAGACUCAAGGUGAAGCACAAGACAAGCUGAUUACAUCGGAGUCACAACCAGAAGUUCCAAUCACAUCUUUAAGGACAAGUCCCAGAGAGAGUCCCACAAAUGAUCUACAGCAAAGAGAUGUCUCUGUGGUGGACCUAUGGACUGCAGAGAAACCUGUACUAAUAGAUGAAGUUGACCUCCCUGAGUCAGAGGAAGUUCUUUCACCUUGCUGCCCCCAUCGACAUCCAGAUGAAUCUAUGUUUCAGAGAAACUACAAAGAGAGCAGCACAACUGAAAACCAAGAUGUAAAAGUCCAUAUUACUGCAAAUCCUGAUGAAAAUAUCCAUUCUAAAGUAAGGGUUUUUAAAGAAAAUGUUUUUGAGACACAAAAUAGUUAUCUAAGAACAAAUAAAGUGCCAUCCUGGAUUGUGCAAAAUGGCAACAGCAUGUCUGGGAAGGACAGAUUAUCCUCCCCACUGGAACCCAAAAAAACUUUUUAUACCCCUACUUGGAGGUCUCGCCUUGAAUGCACCAGUUGGAGUCCCCAAAUGCAGAAUGCCCCAGACAGCAUCCGCCAAGAAAUCGAACAAGACCUUAGGCGAGAACAGGAGCUCCAGGAGCUGAGAGAUUCAAGUAGCCAGUCGUUCUCAGUACCCAUCUCAGCACCCAUGACUCCAGUGCUAACUUCUGUCAAAUCCAGGUCCCUACCACCCACUAGUGAGGAAACGCUUUCCUCAACACAAACUUCACAGAAGUACAUGAUGAAAGUAGAUUCUGUACUUCCAGAAAAAAAGAAGACUGAUUAUAGUUAUUCCUGUAAUCUGGACACUUCCACGGUCUCCCAGAUAUCCAUGGCAGAUAAAAGUCCACCAUUGUUCUCAUCACGGCUCAGUUCCAGACUACCCUCGGUGUCCAUAAUGACACCCCAGCCAUGGGGCAGCUCAAAGCCCAUGCCCCCUACUCCUUCCUGUGUAACCCCCAUCAAGCCCUUAAGCCCACUUGCUGAAGUGCCCUCGCCUCUCUCUCAGAAAGGUUUGACAGAGACAUUGAUGAAAGAUUUUGAAGACAGACGGGUCAAACUGAAACUAGAGGAAAGCGCAUACGCUGGGAUCCAACCCAUUGAUGAUAUAAAUAACGAGGUCGUAGAAGCCACCCGUGUAAUAAGGCAUAAAAACCAGCGAGCCCUGCAGUGGGAGGCUGGCAUGUACACCAACCAAGAGAGCAAAUGAAUUGGCACCAAGAUGACUGGAUUCACACAAUGCUCAUCCAGCACCGCUGAUGAAAUCAUUGUGACAAGAUCGACUUGAUGGGCUGGUUUAAAUUUCAUAUUGUACUUACAGGCACACCACUCUUUAGGCCAUCUCACUCUAUGAAUAAAGCAAAAGCCAAAGAAACAUUCAUGAACAUGGAACAUUGUUUCCAUCUUUCUCACAGUUUAGAUGGCUGCUCAGAAAUGACUGGUGUGAUGAAACUAGGUAUGGAUAGCAUCUUGCCUGCUUGGGGUGAAUUGUAUGCAUUUGCUUCUGUAGGGAAGCUCUGGUAGUCUGUCAAAGACAUACAAAAACUUAAACUUCCUUUAUAAAUUUCUCUGCCCAGUGCUAACAUUUAAAAUACAAUCUCAGUUAAAAUGAGAAUGAAAGGAAAUAAACACAUCAUUUAUUCUUAAAACACACACACAGAUACACAAAAAUACAUAUUAUGGUAGUUUUUAAAUCAAUAUAAAUCUGUCACUUGAAAAUAAAAUAUUAAUUUGUACUGCAGAUUAUUAGUUACUGACCUCCAAAUCCCCAGAGCUAAAUGGACAGGCCAGCCUGUUUUUUUUAUUUUUUAAGUGGAGUCACAGAGCUUGUUCAUCUGUAUUGAUCUCAGUGUAUCGAAGUAGAUUUUUUUCCCCUUCAUGACUAACACGAAAAAAUAUCAAUAGAAGAACACUUACGAUUCAGUGAAGUUGUGACUUUUACAGUAUUGAAAAUUUGAUGUCAGGUAUUUAUCUUGAAAAAUUACUAAAAGAUAAAGUUAUGUCACCACCACUCACAAGAUUUUUUUUUUAUACUAUGGGUUAAAUUACCUUCUAUGUAUCAAAAUUUUGGUAUGUUAUCCAAAAAUGCAACUUGUACACUAAUUAAUGUCAUUAAAGGGCUUAUAAAAGGUUUGAUAUUAA